Melitaea cinxia (Glanville fritillary) is the source of this 2172-nucleotide messenger RNA. RefSeq names its product juvenile hormone esterase-like (gene ae48). The transcript has 5 exons. Lineage: Eukaryota; Metazoa; Arthropoda; Insecta; Lepidoptera; Nymphalidae. The coding region runs from base 1 to 2022 and encodes 673 amino acids. The record is from RefSeq and is a predicted model, not a curated record. Gene Ontology annotation, molecular function: hydrolase activity.
AUGAUAAACGUAGUCAACGAAUUCUUAGAUGACCUGCGCGGUGGAAGAAUGACCGAGUCGCCGGUAGUAAGGGUGGAGGAGGGUGAACUCCAGGGGAAGCUCGUGAACUCCCCAACUGGGAAAGCUUUCUACAGCUUUCAGGGUAUCCCGUAUGCGAAGCCACCCAUCGGAUCCUUGAGGUUUAAGGCGCCCCAGCCACCAGAACCUUGGGAAGGAGUACGAGAUGCAACAUUAGAGGGCAACUCCUGUGCUCAAUUAGACCUCUUUUUCGAGAAAAAGUAUCUCGGUGAUGAAAGCUGUCUUUUCUUGAAUGUCUACACACCAAAUCUCGAUGGCGAAUUCCUGCCCGUCAUGGUAUUCAUUCACGGCGGUUCCUUUAGGAUGGGUUCUGGAAAUUCUGCUCUAUACGGUGCCGAUUAUUUAGUUGAGAAGGAUGUUGUCGUUGUAACUAUCAACUAUAGAUGUGGUCCUCUCGGUUUCCUCUGUCUAAACACUCCAGAAGUUCCUGGUAACGCUGGUCUCAAAGACGUAGUACAGGCUCUGCGAUGGGUCAAGGAGAAUAUCAAAAACUUUGGAGGUAAUUCCGGUAAUAUCACAGUGUUCGGCGAGAGCUGUGGAGGAGCGAUCGUAUCCUUGUUGACAGCUAGUCCUAUAUCCAAAAAUAUGUUCAGCAAGGCGAUUAUACAAUCAGGAAUCGCUUUAAACCACUGGUCGUACCAACAAACUCCGCUAGAGAACGCGAAAGCUUUAGCUCAAGAGUUGGGUUGCGAAUCGUCAGAUGUUGGUGAAGUUUACGAAUUCUUGAUGACAACACCAGUUAAAGAUAUGAUCGAGGCAGUAGAAAGGCUAGCUCCGAUCCAAUCAAUAAUCAAUAACGACAAAAUUAUGUUUGCUCCGGUUGUUGAGAAAGAGUUUCCCGGUGUAGAAGCUUUUCUGACAGAACCGUUCAUUGACGUCUUAACCUCCGGACGAUUAGCUGAAGUUCCGGUCAUGGUCGGUUCGACUACUCUGGAAUUUAUUUUCGAAAAGGAAUCUGACGAUUUGCAAUCUUACAUUCCAUCAGAUCUGCAAAUCGAGAGGAAUACACCAGAGUCAUUAGCAAUUGCUGAGAAAAUAAAAUCUCUAUACUUUAAAGGGAACCCUUCAAGUGUCGAGAGUUUGAAAGAUAAAUUCCAUUUAACGUCUGACUAUUCGAUCAAUAUCGGCAUACAUAGAUAUAUUAAAUACCUAAUAAAUAACACAAAUAAGCCUAUAUAUUACUAUAAGUUUGAUUAUAUCGGUGAAUUGAACAUCAGCGGUUAUUUACCGCAGAGCUUGGAUAUGAAACACGCGGGGCAUAUGGAUGACCUUGCGUAUUUAUUUAAUAAUGAUAUGCAGAAGACCAUUGAACCAACUCCACAGGAUGUUAAGAUGAGGGAAAGGAUGCUGAGGCUUUGGACCAACUUCGCUAAAUGCGGCAACCCGACACCCGACGAGAACCAUUACCUGACGGUGACAUGGUUGCCAGUAACCAAAGACAACCUCUACUACCUAAACCUCGGCAACGAACUAUCACUAGGAACAAAUCCCGACAAAGAAAAGAUGGAAUACUGGGAGUCACUAUACAGCAAAUACUACAAAAUAUGGGAUCAUCCGAAAACAAACGAAAUAGAACCAACAAGUGUUAAAAUUGUUGAUCAACCAGACGGAGUUGCAUCAACGCCUGUUCAAGUUAUUGAACAACCAGAGCAAGUAAAACCAACGCCUGUACAAAAUGUCCACCAAUCAGAGGAUUUCGGAAUCAACAUCGGCAAAAUUCAAGAGAAAUUCGAAAAUCCACAAAACGGCGUUGAUCAAAUUAAUUUGAACGGUAAUUCAGACAAGAAACCUAGACCAUCUAAUGAAAUCAAGAUGGUACAAAGCAAUAACAUAAACCCUAAAGACGUCAUAAGGGCUAACGAUCCACCAGAGGACGACCUUCCCAAAAAUAUCGGUGUGAACAAAUUUGUCAAUUUCUUUGAAUCUUUGGGCGGUAAGAAGUAAUUUUCUAAAUAUCUAUCUUCUCAAUGCCUCGUAUAGAUUAUGAAACGAAUUUUUGUUUUCCCUAUUUUAAUAAUAAAUACAGCUAAUAUUAUUAUUUCAUAUAAAACUUAUACAGCUACCAUUUAAUUAUUGAAGAAUUAUUUAUUUAUU